AUAUUAUAAUUUUCAUAAUUCAUAUUUUUCAGAAUUCAGAUAUAUACAAUGGAGUCGACGAAUCACGAAUUAAUACAAUGUACGCUAAUAUUUAAAGGCACUCGUUAAUUGAUAAAUAGUUAUUUUUCAAAAUAAACAAAGUAUAUUUUGAUUUACGCCUCUGAAGUAAUCUAAAUUAGCUAAACUUUAGAAAACCAGUGUAAGAGUGUAUUACAAUUACCAGUGUAAUAUCGUUAUUUUCUCAUUGCGUCAAACGUGUACCAGAAACCAUGGGCGUCUUUUGUGUUAUGAAUCAUAAGGUUAGGGGUUAGUGGUAUGUGUAAUUAGGUAGUUGAUUCGUGUACGAUAGCGUCGGGCGUUGACUUCUCUGAUAGGAAUCCGGUAGUGAGUAAUCGAUGGAAACAUGAUUGAGAGUGUAUCGCGCCGUGCAUUUAGUAGUUCCAGUGGUACAUACAACGUGCGAGCAUCCGAGCUCGCGAGAGAACGAAAGCUAAAUAUUUUCAAUGUCACUGUGCUGUUUUUGGAUGACACCCAACAAUCCUUUCAAAUCGAGAAAAAAGCUAAGGGUAGCACUCUUCUUGAACUAGUCUUUCAACACCUAGAUCUAAUUGAAAAGGAUUAUUUUGGAUUACAAUUUACUGAGAAUGGUUCACCACCUAGUGCAACAAAUACUGAAAUAACACGCUGGUUGGAUAGCAGUAAAUCGGUAAAGAAACAAGUUGGUGUCAAUGCUCAGUUCUGGCUUUCUGUAAGGUUUUACCCUCCAGAACCGUGCAGACUUGCCGAGGAGUUCACAAGAUAUUUACUCUGUCUACAAUUGAGAAAGUUAUUGCUUGAUGGUCGCAUGAUAGCGCCGAGAAACACCGCUCUUCUACUCGCUUCCUUUACUGUGCAAGCGGAAUUAGGGGAUUACAAUACGACAGAGCACACAAACAGUUAUCUCUCAGAACUGUGCCUUAUUCCCAAACAAAGUGCGGAAGACGAACGGCGUAUACGCGAGUUGCAUAAACUGCACAAAGGCCAGUCACCAGCAGAUGCUGAGGCAAACUUUUUAGAGCACGCAAAGAGGCUUGAUUGCUAUGGUGUGGAGUCCCACCCGGCUAAGGAUUAUAGCGGAAAGGAUAUACUUAUUGGAGUGACCUCUAUCGGCAUUGUGGUCUUUCAAAAUAAUAUUCGAGUCAACACGUUCUCUUGGAGUAAAAUUGUCAAGAUUUCCUUCAAGAAGAAACAGUUUUUCAUACAACUGAAGCGGGAAUCAUCUGAAUCCUACGACACGGUAUUAGGAUUCAAUAUGCGUUCUGGACGCGCGGCGAAGGCCCUCUGGCGAUGCAGCGUGGAGCGCCAUGGCUUCUUCAGGCUCAGAGCUCCACGGCGCAGGCCCCUUUUGGGAGCUCUAGGGGCUCUAGCUGGGGUCACAGCCCCAACUGUAGCUAGGACUGAGACGCAAGCGCUUGAAGAUGCGAGGCGUUCUAGAUCGAGUAAUCGGAGUUUUGUUAGACGUAGCAGUUCUCGUAAUCGUGACCGUUCAGCGGGCGAAUCUCCCGCGUUGGUUGUGACCUCAUCAGCUAGAGGGUCUAAGGUCACGGGUCACGGGGAACCACCGCCGAGACAGGCCUGGAGUGACGCACCGCCAUUGGAGAAUGAAGACAGCGAUGGAGGAUUCCUGGAGCGAUCUCUAGCACUCCGCGUUCCGCUGUCAUAUGUCGACGAAUCGGAAUCGGAAUCGGCCGCGGAACCCGAACAGGACAAUGAAGCUGUCUGUGUCCGGCUCAGUGCUGGACCGGAUGGCCGAUUCGGAUUCAAUGUCCGCGGCGGAGGGAAUAAUACGCCAGUGCUGGUUUCGAGGGUAGCGCCAAGGACGAGAGCGCAUUUGCAGGAAGGAGAUCAGGUGAUUUCAAUAAACGGCAAAGAUGUCGAUGAAAUGACUCAUGAUCAAGUGGUGCAAAUGAUUCGAAAUACCAAGGGUGUUCUGACAUUGUUGGUGAAACCUAACGCGGUCUACGAACCCGAAGAGACGGGUCCAGAGGAACCGGCGGUAUGUUUCGUCCCACUCGGUUCAGGUCAAUUCGAGGGAGAUGCACUGGAACAGUCCAUGCUCUUGCUGGGAGAUGGCUUGGCGAGUGGAGCGGCCUUGCGGCAGUACGAGACGUUGUUACGGAGAUUGCCUGAAGAGUCUGCGGUCGCCAAGUUACCGAGUAAUGUUAACAAGAAUCGGUAUAGGGAUAUCGCUCCUUAUGAUUCCACUCGAGUGAUAUUAAAAAAUGGGCCCACAGGAGAUUAUAUAAAUGCUUCAUUUAUUAAUAUGGAGAUCCCGAACUCAGAUCUUGUACUCACAUACAUUGCCACUCAAGGUCCUCUAGCCUCGACAGUUGGAGACUUUUGGCAAAUGGUUUGGGAAAGCGAGAGCAGUCUGAUAGUGAUGCUGACGGUUCUGGCGGAGCGCGGUAGAGCCAAGUGCCACCAAUAUUGGCCCAAAGUUGGGACCAACCCACUCAAGACUAGCAACACGUUGACCGUACAAACGAAUUGCGAACAGAAUCUUGGACAUUAUAUCAGACGGGAAUUGGUUUUGAAGGACAAUGGUGGCGCGAGUCGUGCAAUAACCCAGUUACAGUACACGGCAUGGCCGGACCAUGGAGUACCAGAGGACUCCGCUGCCUUCAUUGACUUCACCCGGCUCUGUUCGCAGCUCAGAAACCAUCGAGCUGUAAUACCAACCGUAGUGGAAGAAAUGACGGAAGAAGAGCGUAUACUGGAACCGCCAAUGAUCGUCCAUUGUUCCGCGGGCGUGGGUCGGACGGGCGCGCUCAUAUUGGCCGAAACUGCGUUGGAGCUCGUUGCGAGACGACAGCCUUUAUACCCUCUGGAUCUGGUUAGGACCAUGAGGACCCAACGGCCGAUGUGUAUACAGAAUGCGAGUCAAUACAAAUUCGUUUGUGAGAGCAUUCAAGCAGCGUACUCCCAGGGUCUGAAUCAGGAUAACUGAUAGCUGCUACUCCACCCUUCGAGGGACCCUUAUUUACGCAUACUCAUGUAUGGUAUCAGCCUUAUAAGGACACUGUGUUGUAUGGACCUUAGGUGACGUCACACGUGACGCAAAUUUACGUACCAGGUUACCGUCAAAGCAAGACUGAUACUUUUGUGCAUUGUAAAAUAUACUUUAAUACGAAAAUUCAAAUUGACCAAAUCUUAAUAUAUGAACGGAAAUAGACGGGAAUUUACUAUUUGUCACAAUACGGUCAUAGAUUGGAUUUUUUUUUCUAAUUAUCCCGUCCUGGAUACAAGUCCUUUGGCCGAAAUUUAAAAGUCUCUUCCGUCUGUUGUUUGUGGCAAUUUUUACCAAAAAAAUUUACAAGUAUUGUAGAUAUUUGGUUAUAAUUUCGCGUUUAAUUCGAUAGUGUUAAUUAAAAUGUUAUCAUAUCGAAUCUGUCAUUUUUGAAUUGUUUUUUAAAGUUUUGACAUUAAUUAUGCACAAUGUUUUUUGGAAGUCUUGUUCACAGCGCACAUUAUGAUGCAAUUUUUAAUGCACAUGAAUGAAUAUACCCUCAUUUUUAAAAACUUUAUUUAAUCAUCGUUAAUAAUAUUACUUUUGCCUCGAAAGUGAAAUUCGUAAGUACCCUCAAUUCUAGAUUUUCAAAAAUUAUUUAAACUGAAACCGUGUUAUGGUGGUAUUUAAACGAACUUAUGGUUAAGUUGAUAUUUUUCCUAAAAAAAAACGGAAAUUGUAUUUUUAAUCUCCGGAAAUCGAACCUAAUAUCUUAUGAUGUACAUAAACACUUGUAACGACUUAUUUUAGUCGUGUUUAUCUCAAAAGUUGUUUAAAAGUUCACUGUAUAGAAAUUAUUAAUGAAUCAAAUUGAUUUACGUUAUCUCGAAUCAAAAGUACAUAUCAAUAAGAAUUAGGAUUAGGAAUUUAUUUAUUUGAUAUUUUUUUUAAUGUACCCACAUCGAAACUACCCUCAAUUUUGUAACUUUUUCUAAAGCUCUCUUAAAUACGUAUGAGUAAGUAUUUAGUUAUUAACUUCGAUUACAGUUUUUGGAAACUUUUUAUUCGCUUUUAUGUAAAUAGAGUAAAAAAUACUGUUUUAACUGAUUGAAACGCGACGGCGUGUUAGUUAGUCAGUUAAAACAGUAUUUGAUUAGUUUAACGCGAAUAUCACAUAUUGGAGUUAAAUGAUUUGCACAUUGAAACAUGUUCUAUAUAAAAUACGUGUUUUAAACGGGUAAUUUCAUUUAAACCCGUAGUUCUUGCCUUAACGAAUUUAUCGCAGUUUUGUUCGUAGUGCCAUUUUAACUUAGACAUAUCUAAGCCCGUAUUUCGGAUAUUUCAAAAUCUAGUCUUGACAUAACAAGCCCUUUAUCCUGUUUGAACUAGACUCGUGACACCAGACACACUCUUGACAUAUUUAAUUUUUUUUUUUGCCUCAAUAGUUUUUUUUUAAUUUAUGCCAAUAGUUCGCCUCAAUAGUUUCUCUGUUAAACGGUGAGUACACUGUGGCGUCCAAGAUGUCUAGAAGCAAGUUGAACGUUCCGAUAUACGGCCCGUAUUCUAGUAACUGUACCAGUAUUACUUAAGUUUCUAAGCGAAAUUUUUAUUUCACUGUAAUUUUAUUAUUAUUUUUUUAUUUGACUCCAAUUGAGAUAAGUGAGAAUGUAAAACGAAAGACGAAACGAUAUCGUCUAUCUGUCGUUCGUCCAAUGAUAUCACUCCCCCUUAUUUAUAAUCUCUGGUACGCUUAAGUUCUAAACGAUAAAUUUAUUUUUGAACGAAUUUUUUGUGCUCAUAUUUUAUUAUACAGUUGUUUUGGAUUAUAUUUUUGUUACUAUUUAUUUCAUUAUAUACUUUAUUUUCUCAACGAUAUGUAUAUAUUUUAAAUAUACUAAAAACAUUUACUAACAAUAGUUUUUAUGUAUCCCUUCAUAAAGCUAUAGCGUACAUGGUGUACGUAUUCCGUACGUAUACGAUCUGACAAUAACAUAGUUUUACGAUGAGUAAGUAUUAAACACCGCAUGAUUUUGUAUGAAAUUUGUAAUGUUUAGUCCAUAACGGGCGCCGUAAGUUUAUAUAAUAUACACGAUUAAAACCGUUUUUCCUGUAGAGCACAAAAUGUAUGUUUGUCCCAUAGUGCAAAAUUCGCACGCCCACGUACACAUACUAAGUAUACGCGUAUACGUACGCACACGUUUUAUCUCUGCCGUUUUACUAAGAACACUGCGAUAUUUGCGUAUUUUACUUCAGUAUUUUACCAAAUUGCUGCUAUAAUUACAAUAAAAUAUGUGAAUUUAAUUUUUUUUAUAUCGCCUUUGGUAUAUUGCAAUACUAACAAUUUUCAUACAAAUACAUUUAGUGUAACUUUUUCCAACUCCGUUGAAUUGGCCUUUUUGCGUUGAUUAUUAACACCAUUGUAAAUUGUGUGACUGAUGUAGUUUUAAGCAGGUAUUUAUAACUGCGCGUACGUUGGCAAGUUAGUGAGAUGUUAACACCCGUGGACAUUGCAAAAUCUUGCCAAAUUACGGGCCAGUAAUCACGUAAAUUUCGCUAAUUAUCCCUUUAGCAAUAUACAGCGUGACUUUUCUAUCAAAAAUUAAAAAAAAUUAAGUAUAUUGUAAUACUUGAAAAGUGUUUUCAUAGACAGAUCAAAUGUUUUUAGUCUGGAACAAGUAGUAAUGGUAUUUCUUAAAUCAUUUAUACUUAUUAAAGUGUAUUUUAAAAAUAUUUACGAUCUCUUACUCUGCAUACCUUUUCUUGGUCUUAAAAUCUCCAGGGAUUUGAAAACAUUGAAACUGACAUGUUUGUUAUGUAAUUUAUGGAGUAUUAGCGAAAUUUACGUUAUUUAGUCAAAAAUAUUUCUACCUUGUGAUGUCUGAAGUGCUGUGCGGGUUUUCUGUGAAAAAAAAUAAAGAAAAUUUACUGAU
Molecule: messenger RNA, 5916 nt
Organism: Pieris rapae (cabbage white)
Lineage: Eukaryota; Metazoa; Arthropoda; Insecta; Lepidoptera; Pieridae
Gene: Ptpmeg
Product: tyrosine-protein phosphatase non-receptor type 4
Exons: 15
Coding region: 404-2986 (860 amino acids)
Biological process (GO): protein dephosphorylation
Cellular component (GO): cytoskeleton
Molecular function (GO): protein binding; protein tyrosine phosphatase activity
Source: RefSeq, a predicted model, not a curated record